UAAAAGUUAAUAAAUUACUAUGGUUUGGGUUUAAAUCUCAUUCUCAAUGAUCCGUCUAGCACUCAUCCUCUUUGUUUCAUACGCUCUUCUUCUUACUCCUUGAUUUUGAUGCUGAUUCAGUGCUGUCCUUCAGUUUUCAGAAGUCUCUGCACUGUCUGUCAUUAGGGCAGAUGAAGAGGCCUCAGCUUUUCUUUAUGUCUUUGAUGUGUUCUUUAUUAUAAUACCAGCUGUCCUACCUAUCAAAAUGCCCGUUACCAAUUAUUUUAAAGGAGGAUUAAGCUCUUCAUACAAUAAAAAUUCUUAUCCAAAAUGGAGCAUAUUAACCCAGAACCUAGCAUUAUUACUUAUAUUCCCAUGGGGGUUUGUUCACAAUUUCGACUAAUGAGAUUUAUUCUAACCUACUUUCUGCAAGACAUUCCGCCCAUCGAACAUAUAUCUAAUGAAGAAUGAGUAAAUUCCUUAUAAAAUUAAUACUUUAUAUUUAAAAAUGUUCAUUACUCUUACUACAGUCAUGAGGUACCAAUCCUCCUAAGUGACAUUUAAGAAACGACAAAAUGCAAGUUAAGUUCUCAUAUCAUUUUACUGCUCGAUCAAUAAGUCUGACAAACUAUGAUUCAUUAAUGCACUUUCUCAGCCAAUACGCUUACAUUUUUGGUCGUAAUUAAUUGAGGCUCUAACAAAACCUGACCGAAUACAUACGAUAUUUUCUUCAGGAAAUUCUGAUAGGUCAUUUCCACCUGUUAUUCAGAGAAUCAGGUUUGACAAAUAUGCUGCUUAAUGGAAGAAAAUGUCAAUAAUUGAUAGGAUUAUUUCUAGAGGAUAAAAGAAUUUUUAGAUGAAAUAAUCUCCAUUUUAAUGGAAAGAUCUUAGUAUUUUACUAACCAUCUUCGUAUUGUAUUAAACCAGACAACUUGUAUAUUCCCGCUUCGCCAAUGUUGUUCUCUUUGAAAUCAACAGUGUUAGUAUUUUAGACGAUUCAACUGAACUUUCUACGAAAUGCUGGUUGUUAAUAGCAUUCUUUCCCUCGCAAAAUGCUUAUUCAGGCCAGGUCUCAAAAGUCUUUGUCGUGAUUUCUAUCUUCUUCCUAUUAUCCUUAGUAUUUGGCAUCGUCAAUGUGGGUGCAGACUCCGUAGCUGUGACCUUUGCAGUCUUCCCAUGUCUUUCGAAGAUAUCUCAAUCAGCAUGAAUCAGGAUUAAUUUCUCUUUAUUUUAUUCCUACCAGGAUUCAUACUUAAAGAUACUUUGGCAAAUGUUGAUAUCUUUGUUUUGAUAUCUUUAGUCUAAUUUUCUUAGUAUCUAGCUCCAUUUACUAUAGCUUUCAUACCUCUGAAUACAACACUGGAGGUGUCAAUAUUGGAUCGUUCAUAAUCAAACUUGUCAGCCUUCAUUUCUAUUUCUUUAUACCUGUUCAUUAUCAUAACCCAAUCUUCUCCUUGCCUAGUCAUGUAAUUAAUUUGUGAAUUCUUAGCAGAAGCUAGACUCCUCAUCUCCUUGAAUUUUUCCUUCAUUAUUGCCAAAUAACUGUAAGUUGCAGCCUGGAUGUCACUAUGAUCGACUAAUUGUUUUCUUUUAUUAAAGCCUCUCCCCUUUUUACUCAAUAUUGACUCGGGGUCUUCUUACUUUCCAUGCCACUUAGAGCAAAUUUAUGCCAUUU
Molecule: messenger RNA, 1654 nt
Organism: Moneuplotes crassus
Lineage: Eukaryota; Ciliophora; Spirotrichea; Euplotida; Euplotidae
Source: the annotation of a GenBank genome assembly